Molecule: messenger RNA, 2091 nt
Organism: Cotesia glomerata
Lineage: Eukaryota; Metazoa; Arthropoda; Insecta; Hymenoptera; Braconidae
Gene: Gbeta13F
Product: guanine nucleotide-binding protein G(I)/G(S)/G(T) subunit beta-1
Exons: 7
Coding region: 705-1742 (345 amino acids)
Biological process (GO): G protein-coupled receptor signaling pathway
Cellular component (GO): heterotrimeric G-protein complex; cytoplasm
Molecular function (GO): signaling receptor complex adaptor activity; protein binding
Source: RefSeq, a predicted model, not a curated record
UAAAAAAUAUUAAUAAAAGUAUUAUAUUUAAAUAAAACAAAAGUAAUUAUUUUACGGUGCGCUUAAUUGAUUAAAAUAAUAAACAAUUGUGCGACGGUAAUAAUCCCGCGUUCUUUAACUCUAUCUAUAUAUAAAACAAUUAAGUACUGAAGUAUAUAAAAAAAAAAAAAAAAAAUAUAAUCAUAAUAAUAAUUACCUCCACCUAUCGGACACCAUCUUAACACGUCUGGUAGACGGUAGACGGUAGACGCGAGCUUUAAGCUGAAUAAAUCCAAUAAAUUUAAUAAAUUUAAUAAAUAAUAAAAUACUAUAAAUUGUGUUUUAAAAAAUAUUACCGGUGAUAAGACUGUUGCUGUUAUUACUGUUCUCGCUGCUACUUCUGUUUAAACACCUGACACAGUGUUAUAUUUAUCCUACAUGUUUGUGUCAUAUGUGUUGAGGGCGGAAAAGGCUGAAAAAGUGGUAGCUGGUAACGACUUCGGCUGGCGUCAGCAGGUGACUGUGUUGGAGAAAUUACAGACAGAAGAAUAUUAACUGGCAAAGGAAAAGAGGACGCCAGCCGUUUAGAAUAAACAGGCUUUAAUUUAUUGGAGCUUCCGAAGAAGAUAAACUAAAAUAAAAGCACGACAAGAAGAAGAAGAAGAAAAAUAAUUUAAAAAACUUAUUUUGGUGAAUUUAAUCAGAAAAAAAAAAAAAAAAACAACAUGAAUGAAUUAGAUAGCCUUCGCCAGGAGGCGGAAACUUUGAAAAAUGCUAUUCGAGAUGCAAGAAAAGUGGCGUGUGACACAAGUUUGGUCCAAGCAACAGCAGGAAUGGAACCAAUUGGUCGAAUACAAAUGCGAACAAGACGUACGUUACGUGGUCACUUGGCAAAAAUCUACGCUAUGCAUUGGGGAAGUGAUUCAAGCAAUUACACCAACAGGAAUUUGGUAUCAGCAUCCCAGGAUGGUAAAUUAAUUGUUUGGGACAGUUAUACCACGAAUAAGGUCCACGCAAUUCCACUUAGGUCAUCCUGGGUAAUGACCUGCGCGUACGCUCCUUCUGGAAGCUAUGUUGCUUGCGGAGGUCUUGACAACAUUUGCUCUAUAUACAGUCUGAAAACUCGAGAGGGUAACGUACGUGUUAGCCGUGAGCUACCUGGACACACCGGAUAUUUAUCCUGUUGUCGAUUUAUCGAUGAUAAUCAAAUAGUCACCAGUUCUGGAGACAUGUCUUGUGCACUCUGGGACAUAGAAACUGGCCAACAGUGCACAUCUUUUAUUGGUCAUACCGGGGAUGUAAUGUCAUUAUCAUUAGCACCAGACAUGAGAACUUUUGUUUCUGGUGCUUGUGACGCUAGCGCUAAAUUAUGGGAUAUACGUGAAGGUUCCUGCAAACAAACUUUCCCUGGUCAUGAAAGUGAUAUAAAUGCCGUUACGUUUUUCCCCAAUGGUUAUGCAUUUGCUACUGGAUCUGAUGAUGCAACUUGCAGACUUUUUGAUAUACGUGCUGAUCAAGAAUUAGCAAUGUACAGUCACGAUAACAUUAUUUGUGGUAUUACAAGUGUAGCAUUUAGCAAAAGUGGUAGACUUUUGUUAGCUGGUUACGAUGAUUUUAAUUGUAAUGUUUGGGAUUCUAUGAAAAGUGAACGUGCAGGAAUACUUGCGGGGCAUGAUAAUCGUGUUUCUUGUCUUGGAGUAACCGAGGAUGGAAUGGCAGUGGCAACGGGAUCAUGGGACUCAUUUUUACGUAUUUGGAAUUAGAAUUUAGGCAAAGAAAAUGAAAUAAACAUACGACAUUCAUUGAUGGACAGGGACGAUCUGGCGAGAAGACGAAAAGACGAAAAGACGAAAAAAUGAAAAAAUGAAAAAAUGAAAAAACAAGAGACAAAGACUUGUCGUCAUGUUAAACGACUGCAAUAUCUCGAGCUUGAAUCAUAAAAUUUUAAAUGCAACGAGAUAUACUAUGUACAACCACGAUAUAUGCGAUGCAGAUGGGUAUGCAUAUUAUACUUGUUUGAAUUAUUAUACUAUAAAAGUACAUACUGUCUAUUUUUCGUCUAAUGUAUUGACGGAAGUCAUACAUAUAUUACAAUUUUAUGCAUAUGAUGUU